UGUGAAUGAUAAGAUGGCCGGACGAAUCUGGUGCAAUGGGUAACGGUCGUUUGUUCUUAAAGGGGCGCGUGACAGAUAAGGUCGACAGUGGAGAGCGAGAGUUGCGCCUGAUAAGCGGACAGAGAAGGCAAGCUGAUUCGCACGAAAUUGUUAAGUCAUCUUGAGCGGUGCACAGUGCGCGAGUUCCCCUAGGUACUGACUGCAUCAAUACUCAUACUGCGAUCGGCCGGCCCGGGUGGUUCGAAAACGUGACACGGGAAUUUACUUUGUCAGGGAAUUUACAGAAAUAGUGGAAACGUGUUAGUCGCGCGCCCUCCGAACGGGCCCAUAUGGUGGACGCGCCUGUACACGAGAAAAAAAGGCCGCCGCAUCCAUCGGAUCCAACUGGGGCCGUGUUUGGCAGUAGAAAAGCCCGGCCACCGCUUCUGCUCAGCAGCAGUGUGUUAGAACUGGUAACCGGAGAACCCGCUGUGAACGAUUCGGUCCCCAGGAACGAUGCCUUGGAAGCGCCCCGCCGAUGUGCCGUAUCCGAAUAUUUGGUGGACAUUCGAGGCACCGGAUCCAGAUCGUGAGGAUGGCGGCUUGGUGACGUACCGGGUGGAGGAUCUAACCGAGGAUCGCUACGAAGACGCCAUCAAGCUGUACACGGAGCAUUUCGUCGACGAUGAACCCCUCUGUGCGUACGCCCGUCUCCGCCACGAUCCGGUGUCGUACGAAGAGAUCGUCGGCUUCUGGAGACACUGCUUCCAAGAACGUUUGACUAUCGUGUGUUCCAAGGAAGGCUCGAAGGAGUUAGCGGGGGCCAAUCUCCUAUCCGUUUCCGUAGCUGGCGAGAAGCUAGACUUCCGCAGUCUGAUACAAUCGGAAGGGACGAAUAAACUAAUAGAUAUCAACGAGUACAUGACCAACACGGUCAACCUCUACGAAAAAUAUGGUGUCGACAAAUACCUGACCGCGUACGGUCUCAGCGUCAACAGUCGGUACCGUGGCCGCGGAAUUGCCACCGAACUUCUGAAGGCCCGGGUCCCAAUCUGCCGCGCCUAUGGGCUGCGGUUAACCAGUACAAAUUUCACUGCCAUAGGGUCACAGAUACCGGCGGCAAAGGUUGGCUUCAAAACGGAUCUUGAAAUGCAGUGCAACGAAUUUGUGAAAAUCAACCCAGCGUACACACUGGACGGAAUCAAGAGCAAAAGUUUAAAGCAGAUGAGCAUGGUGAUAGACCUAGACUAGGCUCGAAGUGUCCCGGACACAGCUCGAUUCGUUUACCAUUGAAAUAAAUGGCAGUUUUUGUUUCUAAGAUUA
Molecule: messenger RNA, 1302 nt
Organism: Anopheles bellator
Lineage: Eukaryota; Metazoa; Arthropoda; Insecta; Diptera; Culicidae
Exons: 4
Coding region: 496-1230 (244 amino acids)
Molecular function (GO): N-acetyltransferase activity
Source: RefSeq, a predicted model, not a curated record